Molecule: messenger RNA, 1426 nt
Organism: Drosophila ananassae
Lineage: Eukaryota; Metazoa; Arthropoda; Insecta; Diptera; Drosophilidae
Product: peroxisomal membrane protein 11C
Exons: 1
Coding region: 593-1246 (217 amino acids)
Biological process (GO): peroxisome fission
Cellular component (GO): peroxisomal membrane
Source: RefSeq, a predicted model, not a curated record
CAAUGAAUAAUGGCUCUCAGCUGGUCACACGGAUGGGAGCCGUGGGUUAUGGGGUCUGCUGGCAGAAGUCCCGAUCAGAAACCAAACAAAUGUCAGCCGGAAUGGAAGCCAACUUGGAAUCAGAUCGAAAUAAUGAAUAUAUUGGAUAUAAACCUAAAACGAGGAGUGUUCAAGUGGUGGGAAGCAUAUUACAAGUACAGUCGACAGUUUCGAGGGAAAAGCAAAACAUUUGUACCCAGAAUACCUACAGUUUUGUGGGUUUUUUCCAUUGCCCGUUGGUCGGCUGUUGUUUGUCAACAACAACAUGGGUUUUGUAAUCUAAUGAGAGGGAAGAUCGAGGUUUUGCGGGGGAGAACGAGAGAGGAAGGCCACGUGCGUGGAGAGAGAGAAAGCAAGAAGGUGGCGAGAGGCAAAGAGAGUGGAAGGUCGAGAGCGAAUCGGUUGGGAUUUCGAUAGGAAAUAUAUUACAGAUGCCGGGCAAUGUUAUCGAAAUUGGCUCCCCAUGGGGCUAUAUAAACCCACUUCGAUUUGUCAGUUUCAGUUCUAAGCCACAAUUCAAUACACAGCCCUUAAAAUCUUAAAAAAAACAAUUAUGGGUUCUUCAUCCCAAUUUUUGAAAGAUUUCACUUCACUUCUUGAAUCCUAUGGUGGAAGAGACACCUUGUUGGAGGCGCUUUGUUACGGAGCCAAACUGGUGGCAGGCUUCCAGGCCAACCGGAAUCCUGAGCUGGCUCGGAGAUGCGACACCGCCAGCUCCAAGAUCUCGGGAGCCAUAGCCACCCUCCGCUUGAUCGACGAUCUCCCCCAGAUCCAGUAUACCCUGGACUAUGGCCUGGGCAGAGACGAACCUGAUCGAAUCACGGCCGUUCUGGGAGUGAUGUCCAACGCCGUGGACCUUCUGUUCUACCCCAUCGAGACAGUCUGCUGGCUGGCGGAGCACAAGAUCGUGGAUGUGAAGAGCAGGAGCGCCUGGGCCUACCUCAACUCCAUUUUCAGCGUCCUCUCCGCCUACCUUAGCUUCGUGAGGACCAUGCGAAGACUCUCCCUAAGCCGGGAAAAACUAAACCGGAAGGAUGUUGUUUCCAUUACCCGCCUCGUCCUCGAUUGCAUCCACGCCGUGAACACCUUGCCCCGAGGGAACCUGUGGGGCGGAAGGCUAUCCACCCUCCAGGUGGGAGCUAUUGGAACCCUUUCCGCUGGCCUGGGUAUCUACCAGAUUGUAUCCAGCAGGAAAUCAAGAGUAUAAUAGUAUUUACUUUGUAUAAUUGUAUUUCAAGUUACAAGAUCGAAUUUAUAGGAUCUCCAGGCCAAAGUAACCUAAGUUAGUUAUUAAAAUUAUAAAUAUGUUUACGUGAAAAAUAUGUUAUAAUAUUUUUUAAUAAAAAGAAAAAGAAAAUAAACCAAAGUUGGAUAUUUUAUCUCAUAA